Molecule: messenger RNA, 1965 nt
Organism: Sesamum indicum (sesame)
Lineage: Eukaryota; Viridiplantae; Streptophyta; Magnoliopsida; Lamiales; Pedaliaceae
Source: RefSeq, a predicted model, not a curated record
UCUUCCAAUAUUGUGAAGUGUGUGUUGUGCGUGUUCUUGAGCUGACCGGUCGCCACCUACCGGCAGCUUCCUCCCCCGACCCCACCACCCUCCAGAAUUUUUCUAUCUCCUUUUUCACUGCCUUUCUUUCAGAGCCACCACUUCUAACCUUAUUUAACUUUUCUUCUUCUCUUCUUUCUCCCCUUUUUUCCUCCUCCUCCGCCUCCAAACCCUAAUCUCUUUUCAUGGAAACCAGGUAAUUGUCCCAAGAAAUGCAAAAGAAUAGAUAGAUCACAACUUUGCAAGUUAUAAAGGGGGAUCAUGAGUCCCUUUUCUCCUUUGAUGUUUAUGUAAAUCUUGGUGGGUUUUGAUCAUACCUUUUUCAUGCAAUUUUCAUGGGCUCUCUGUUGAUCUCCCUCUCAUAUAUAUAGAUAUAGUUGGUGUAGUUUAGAUUCUGUCUUUUUUCCUUUUACAUAUCAAUAUCUAUUGGCAAAUCGUUGUCUCCUGCAGCUAUCCAUCCAUCUUCUUUGUUUCCUUCUCUUUCGAGAAUUCAUGGAUUCUGGAAACAGUGGGAGUCUGCAAUCCUCAAGUGGAGGUGAUGAUCAAGAGUUUGAUUCUAGAGGAGAAUCCUCCAUCUCUUCUUUCUUGAACCCUUCAUCCCAUGAUCAUUUCGACUCAAUCUCAGCUCCACACACACAGUUUAUCACACACCAAAUCCAAAUCCAAAACCCCAGUUUCUUUGAUCCUCCUCAUGCCCUCUCCCAAAAUCUUGAUCAUUCCACUCAUCAGUACAGCAACGAGAACGAUCUGAUUUGGUCAAGAUCAGGGUUAAGAUCUGAACCCAAUUUUCCCAGCUUUGGAAACUUAACUGUACCUUCAUCAUCAUUACCAUCAUCAAGAACAAAAACCAACAACCACCAGCCCACUCCGAGUGCUGCAGCAGUACAACCCCCAUUCCCUGCUGCAGGCCCAUCAUCAUCCUCGGCAGUACAACCCGAGGGCGAGAGGAACGUGAUCAAGAACCCCAAGAAACGCACUCGGGCUUCGCGCCGAGCGCCCACCACCGUGCUCACCACCGACACCACCAAUUUCAGGCAGAUGGUGCAGGAGUUCACCGGGAUCCCCGCCGCCCCGUUCUCGGGCUCGUCCCCUUAUUCUCGACGGUUGGAUCUGUUCUCGGCCGCCUCCGCCUUGAGGGCAGCCGACACUCUCGGCCCGCUCUAUCCACUCCGGCCGUCCGCCCACAAGGUUCUUUCCCCGUUUUCAUCUUCUCCUUCUCCUCUGAAUUCCACCAUGAUUGACGCUAUAACGCCCACAACAAACAUCGGCAGUACUAGUAAUAACACCAACACUGCAAUGUCGACUACCACCAACACCGCCGCUCUCGGCGGUUCCACUCCGAAUAUUUCAAACAGUUUUGCGCUGUCAGGCGAUCAUCAUCCUCAUCUCCUGAUCAACCUGCAGAGCCCAAACAUCCUCAGCAAGCCUGAUCAACUGCCGGUGAAUUUCGGCAGCCUGAGUGGGUUCUUGGGCAGGGACACUCCGGCGGCUUCUGCUGCAGUGCGGAACAAUAAUCAUGAUGAUAAUAUUAGGACAUGGAGAAGUGGAGAAACAGUGAGAAGUAAUGAUGGGGUUGAAGAAAACUUGGUGGGAUUUGAUGGGAACAUUGACAGUAGUGAUUCACAGCGUGUGAGUGGAUACAAUUUGAAUCUUGCAGAGAAAGGUAUGGAGAAUGUUGUUGGAGCAGCCUCUGCCUCUGGGGCUGAAGGUACUGUUGCUUCAUGGAUUUGUCCUUCUGAUUAACCUUUUUUUUUUCUUUUUUUUUUUUGGGGAUGUAGAGUAAUUGUUAAUUAGAUUAAUUUACUUAAUUAUAGGGUAUUAUUAUACAAAAAUAUCUCUCUUUUUUGUUAAUUUCUUGGGGUUCAGUUUUAUUAGCCCUUCUGUUUUUUGGUAAUUUUGAUUAUGCUAAUGAAACCCUUUUCUUUG